This is a messenger RNA of Colletotrichum karsti, 2124 nucleotides long. RefSeq lists its product as uncharacterized. The transcript has 5 exons. Gene Ontology annotation, molecular function: glycosyltransferase activity. The coding region runs from base 1 to 2124 and encodes 707 amino acids. Lineage: Eukaryota; Fungi; Ascomycota; Sordariomycetes; Glomerellales; Glomerellaceae. The record is from RefSeq and is a predicted model, not a curated record.
AUGCCGACCACUCCGAAGCAGUCGGGACGCCAGUUCUCGCUGGGCACCUCGUCUCACCGUAAGAGACAGAUGAGCACCAUGCACGAGCAGGGUAAUGCCUUCGGCCCAGCUCUGACUACUCUCUACUGCGGUAUCUCUGCCGUCUUCUCCGACUCCCACACGGCCGUCGUCGCCCUCGCCAUCCACGACACCGUCUACCUCAUUGACUUCACCGUCAAGCACAUCAACCUCGACGAUGCCACCCAGACUGGCAACGAUGCCAUUGCCGACUACGUCAUCAACACCCUCGAGGGCUACGAGCACGAGAACUUCUCCAAGUUCAUCGGCGCCGGUCUUCCCACCACCCUCAAGUACAUGAGUCCCACCAUGUGCUCCCGUCUCUGGCUUGACCUCGACAUCGUCCCCAUCGUCCUGCGCCCCGAUGACGAGCACAAGGAGAAGAGCUUUUGGGACAUCAAGCGCGUCGACGAGCAGGCCGAUUCCAUGGCUCGCAAGUGCAUCAUGAACUUUGGCCCAUCUCUGGUUCCUCUUCUCCAGGUCGGCUUCCGCGGUAUUGUCCAGACAGAUGCCGGUUUCCGCGUUCAACUCAACACCAUCCAGAACCACAAGGACACAUGCGGUGCCGCCACGUGGGAUGCCACGAUGCACUUCGCCAAGAAGCUGCGCGAGGACAAAAUCAAGAUUGCCUUCUUCAGCAGCACUCCCCAGGGUGGUGGCGUGGCCUUGAUGCGACAUGCUCUGGUCCGGUUUGCUCGUCUCAUUGGCGUCGACCUGACUUGGUAUGUCCCGAAGCCGAGGCCCGGGGUCUUCAGGGUCACCAAGAACAUCCACAACAUCCUCCAAGGCGUCAGCCACCCCGAUCAGCGCAUCUCGAAAGAAGAGAAACAGUCCAUCAUCGACUGGAUCACGGACAAUGCCAACCGUUACUGGCUUUCCGAAGGAGGCCCGCUGAGACCUCCUGAGGAGGGUGGUGCUGACGUUGUCAUGAUUGAUGAUCCGCAAAUGCCUGGCUUGAUUCCUCUCAUCAAGAAUAUUACCCCGGACCGGCCCGUCCUCUACCGAUCUCACAUUCAGAUCCGCAGCGACCUGACCGGAAAGGCAGGCUCUCCUCAGGAGGACAUCUGGAACUUCCUGUGGAGCAACAUCCAACAUGCCGACAUGUUCAUCAGCCAUCCGAUCCCCAUCUUCGUCCCGCACAACGUUCCCCGGGAGAAGGUCGUCUACUUUCCAGCCACCACUGAUUGGCUUGAUGGUCUGAACAAGCCUCUCAACAAGUGGGACACGGGAUACUACGGCCACAUCUACAACACUGCCUGCCGUAAUCAGCGGAUGACUGAGCUCGAGUGGCCGGCGCGCAAAUACAUCGUUCAGGUGGCUCGUUUCGAUCCCUCCAAAGGAAUCCCUACCGUCAUCGACUCCUACGCCGAGUUCCGCCGUCUGAUGGACCAGGCUGGCCACACUGACGUUCCCCAGCUUGUCGUGUGCGGCAACGGCUCAGUUGAUGACCCCGACGCCAGCUUGAUCUACGACCAGACCAUGUCCCAGCUCGAGAAGCACUACCCUCAUCUCAUCAAGGACUGCAGCAUCAUGCGUUUGGAGCCCAACGACCAGCUCAUCAACACCGUCCUCGCCAAUGCCCAUGUCGUUCUCCAGCUCUCCACUCGCGAGGGCUUCGAGGUCAAGGUCUCUGAGGCUCUGCACGCUGGCCGCCCCGUCAUUGCGACACUGGCCGGAGGCAUUCCAUUGCAAGUCAAGGACCAGGUCAACGGCUACUUGGUCGAGCCUGGCGACUACAAGGCCGUUGCAGGUCAUCUUUUGGACCUUUUCACGAACGAAGAGCUUCACGAGAAGAUGAGCUACGAGGCCGCCAACGGUGUCAGUGACGAAGUCGGCACUGUUGGUAAUGCCUUGGGAUGGUUCUACCUUGCCUCCAAAUGGGCUGAAGUCGGCGUCAAGAAUGGCCUACCCGGCCGCGAGCAGUGGGUCAACGACAUGGCGAGAACUGAGGCCAAGAAGCCUUACACUCAAAGUGAGAACCGUCUGCCUCGUCACUUCACACAGAAGAAGGAUAUUCCUGUCGUCUCUGGAAAGAGCAACGGUGAGAAUGGCCAAAAUGGCGAGUAG